Messenger RNA from Oncorhynchus gorbuscha (pink salmon), 4487 nucleotides. Its product is annotated as ephrin type-B receptor 3-like. The record is from RefSeq and is a predicted model, not a curated record. Gene Ontology annotation, cellular component: neuron projection; plasma membrane. The coding region runs from base 644 to 3760 and encodes 1038 amino acids. The transcript has 17 exons. Gene Ontology annotation, biological process: cell surface receptor protein tyrosine kinase signaling pathway; axon guidance; protein phosphorylation. Gene Ontology annotation, molecular function: protein binding; ATP binding; transmembrane-ephrin receptor activity. Lineage: Eukaryota; Metazoa; Chordata; Actinopteri; Salmoniformes; Salmonidae.
CACACCGUUUCUCCAUUCCAAUGCACACACAGAGCGGAGCAUAAACUUUCCGCAACCAUUCCGAUAAUUCGCUCAGGGACAUACUACAAUAGAUAAACCAAGCGGAUUGUAUCGGGAAUAAGACUUGAUCAUGUAUGUACGUAAUUGUGAAAAUGCAUAGUUGGACUAUGCUACAUUAUGGUAUUUGAUACAAGAAGUGUGGAGAUAUCAAACGUAUUGACUACAGAAAAGACUUGGGAUUUUUUCCCGACAUACCCUGUGAGACGGACAUCUACUUCCUUCGGUGUCGAUUAUAUGAAAUAUUAACGGGGAUAUUUACCGAACCGUUGUUGGGAACAGGGCAACUUCUCUUUGGUCGUUUGCCAAAUGCGUCUACGGGUAGGACAACUACGGAAUCUCGUUUCUCUGGCAUAAAACCCACUGGAAAUCAUUGAGUAAGGAGAGGGCACAAAUCUUCUCGUACCUUGUUCAUAUUCCUAUUUCCCUCGUUGGUUUUAUGGAGGUAACUCUGGGUUUGGGUGCUUGACGCCGUUGGACUGGGUGCUUGACGCGGUUGGACUGGGUGCCGGAACACCUCGGAUUGUAUUCACCCGUCUCUCCCUCUCUCCCCUGGGGUUAUUUUUAUGUCCGAGCUGACCGCUUUAUGACAAUGGAUUACUUGCUGGUUUUAUGCAGCCUCUGGUUGCACAUGGCCUCAGCUGUUGAAGAAACAUUAAUGGACACCAAGUGGGCCACAACUGAGCUAGCCUGGACCGCUCAUCCUGAAACUGGGUGGGAGGAGGUGAGUGGCUACGAUGACGCCAUGAACCCCAUCCGGACGUACCAGGUGUGCAACGUGCGCGAGGCCAACCAGAACAACUGGUUACGCAGUGACUUCAUCCCACGUAAAGACGUCCUCAGAGUCUACGUGGAGAUGAAGUUCACUGUGCGCGACUGCAACAGCAUCCCCAACAUUCCCGGCUCCUGCAAGGAGACCUUCAACCUCUUCUACUACGAGUCCGACUCAGACUCGGCCACGGAGACGAGUCCAUUCUGGAUGGAAAAUCCCUAUGUGAAGGUGGACACCAUCGCGCCCGAUGAGAGUUUCUCCAUGUUGGAGUCGGGAAGGGUGAACACGAAAGUACGGAGCUUCGGACCUCUUUCCAAGACUGGGUUUUACCUGGCAUUCCAAGAUCUGGGGGCUUGUAUGUCGUUGAUUUCUGUCCGGGUCUUCUAUAAGAAGUGUUCGACCACCAUCGCGAACUUCGCCGUGUUCCCCGAGACGGCCACGGGGGCAGAGGCCACGUCGUUGGUCAUCGCGCCCGGAACAUGUGUUCCCAACGCUCUUGAGGUGUCCGUGCCUCUCAAGCUGUACUGCAACGGGGACGGCGAAUGGAUGGUUCCCGUGGGAUCGUGCACCUGCGCGUCCGGGUUCGAGCCCGCGAUGAAGGACACCCAGUGCCAGGGUGAGUGUGACAUCAAGGACACUCAAUGUCAGGCUUGCAGCCCAGGCACGUUCAAAUCCAAGCAGGGCGAGGGUUUCUGCACACCCUGCCCACCCAACAGCCGUACCAGCUCUGGCGCAGCCAACGUAUGCUCCUGUAGAAACGGCUUCUACCGCUCAGACACAGACUCACCAGACAACGCCUGCACCACCGUUCCCUCGGCCCCGCGCAACGUCAUCUCCAACGUCAAUGAGACCUACCUGGUCCUGGAGUGGAGCGAGCCUCGCGACUCGGGCGGUCGCGACGACAUCUUCUACAACGUCAUCUGCAAGAAGUGUCUGCCCGAGCGCGGCAUGUGCUCGCGCUGCGACGACAAUGUAGACAUCUCGCCGCGCCACCUGGGCCUGACGCAGCGGCGCGUGGCGGUCCGAAACCUGCAGGCCCACACCCAGUACAGCUUUGAGAUCCAGGCCGUCAACGGCGUGUCGAAUAAGAACCCGUACACGCCGCAAUUCUCCGCCGUCAAUAUCACCACCAAUCAAGCCGCUCCAUCUGCAGUACCUACAGUUCACCUGAUGGGGGCCACAGCUAGCACCAUGAGUCUUUCCUGGCUGCCCCCUGAAAAACCCAACGGGAUCAUUCUGGAUUAUGAGAUUAAGUACCAUGAGAAGGACCAGGGAGAAGCUAUUGCCCACACCAUGACCGCCCAAAGGAGUUCUGCCCGCAUCGAGGGGCUGAAGGCCGGCACGCCAUACGUGGUCCAGGUCCGGGCCCGCACGGUGGCCGGGUACGGUCGCUACAGUAGCCCCGCCGACUUCAGCACCAACCUGCAAAGUGACCCAGAGAAGUCUCUUCAGGAGCAGCUGCCCCUCAUCGUGGGUUCUGCCACUGCCGGUCUCGUCUUCAUCAUAGCUGUCGUUGUCAUCGCCAUCGUCUGCCUCAGAAGACCCACAGGGACGCUCGGGACAGGCGUGCCACCUAUGAGGAAGCAGAGGAAUGGCUCUGAGUCAGAGUACACAGAGAAACUUCAGCAGUACAAAUCCCCUAUAGUCACGCCGGGAAUGAAGGUCUAUAUCGACCCCUUCACCUACGAGGACCCCAACGAGGCCGUCCGAGAGUUUGCGAAGGAGAUCGACAUCUCCUGCGUGAAGAUCGAGGAGGUCAUCGGCGCAGGUAACCAACCAAAGCUCCUGAGCUACAGGGGGAAGACUGCUAGUCACCUCCAGGCCAUACCGUUAGAGGACUUCACGCCAAGCGGAGAGUUUGGGGAGGUGUGUCGUGGGCGUCUGAAGCUGCCCGGACGACGGGAGAUCAUUGUGGCAAUCAAGACACUCAAGGUGGGCUACACCGACAGGCAGAGGCGGGACUUCCUGAGCGAAGCGAGCAUCAUGGGACAGUUUGACCACCCGAACAUAAUCCGGUUGGAGGGCGUGGUCACCAAGAGUCGACCAGUCAUGAUCGUCACAGAGUUUAUGGAGAACGGAGCACUGGACUCUUUCUUAAGGCUCAAUGACGGGCAGUUCACAGUGAUCCAGCUGGUGGGCAUGUUGCGUGGCAUCGCCGCGGGCAUGAAGUAUCUUUCUGAUAUGAACUACGUUCACCGGGACCUGGCAGCUCGCAACAUUCUGGUCAACAGCAACCUGGUGUGUAAGGUGUCCGACUUCGGCCUGUCGCGAUUCCUUGAGGACGACGCCACGGACCCAACCUAUACCAGUUCACUGGGAGGCAAGAUUCCGAUUCGCUGGACGGCUCCCGAGGCCAUUGCCUACAGGAAGUUCACCUCGGCCAGUGACGUGUGGAGCUAUGGCAUCGUCAUGUGGGAAGUGAUGUCGUACGGAGAGCGGCCAUAUUGGGACAUGAGCAACCAGGAUGUUAUAAACGCAGUGGAGCAGGACUACCGGCUGCCCCCGCCCAUGGACUGCCCGACGGCACUGCACCAGCUCAUGCUUGACUGCUGGGUCAAGGAAAGAAACCUCCGGCCUAAGUUCUCCCAGAUCGUCGCAACGCUGGACAAGCUCAUCCGCAACGCCGCCAGCCUCAAGGUGGUCACCAGCAGCACGCACUCUUCCGGGGCGUCGCAGCCCCUGCUCGACCGAUGCGUCCCCGACUACACCACCUUCACCACCGUGGGAGACUGGCUGGACGCCAUCAAGAUGAGCCGCUACGGUGACAAUUUCCUCAACGCCGGAUUUGCCUCCUUCGACCUCGUGGCCCAAAUGACAGCAGAAGAUCUUCUUCGGAUAGGAGUGACAUUGGCAGGCCACCAGAAGAAAAUUCUAGGCAGCAUUCAGGACAUGAGACUACAGAUGAACCAAACACUACCUGUCCAGGUCUGAGAUGGACCAACCAGAGAGAGAGAGAGAGAGAGAGAGAGAGAGAGAGCCAAUAGGAAACCCUAGCUGCCUGACCAUCUCAGCCAAUCAGAUGAAGACAAAACCUGGCUUGCAGUGCCUCGAAGGGACUAGACGUUGUUUCUUCUUCUUCUGUCUUCCGCGCCAAUGUUUCCUGUUGUGUUCUAUGUUAUUAGUCCCACGUUUUGACAAGAUUUAGCUGAAUGAUUUUUGUAUAAAAAAAAUGUUUCUAAAGAGAAGAAACGAAACCCAUAAUCCCAUGCGUGCCUCAUUUGGUCCAGUGUGGGGUGAUCGUUUGCAUGCGCGCGUGUGUUUUCGUGAGGAUGGCUGGGACUCAACCCCUCCACCCAACCCAUCUCCUUGUAUCCUGAACUUGGUCAUCCUCCUGUGAAAACCCAUCUCCUUGAACCUUGAACCUUGACCCUAACAUCUGUCGGACAGCCCCCCUGACGGACAUUAAAGUUGGAAGUGGACGAACACUGUUUGAGUAUAAAAAUACAGAAAAAAAAGCUGAAAAAGUGAACAAGCGUUCGCACACAAAAAAAUGAAGUGUUUGGACACGAUAGAUGAAGUCCCUCCCAUGCUACAACUUGUUUUAGUGUGUGUGUGUGUGUGUGUGUGUGUGUGUGUGUGUGUGUGUGUGUGUGUGUGUGUGUGUGUGUGUGUGUGUGUGUGUGUGUGUGUGUGUGUGUGUAUGUGUGUGUGUGUGUCU